AUGGCGGAAAGGACAACAAAGGGAAUGUUUCGCUGGCAGAGACCUGACGACCUGCCUCCGGGCGAGCCUAGCGAGGAUGCCAUAUGGGCGGCUAUCGACAGGCAUGACCCUCAGGACAGUGCUGAUAUUCGUGACAGAUUAGAGCAGCAUCAGGACAUGUUGCAGGGGCGGGACAUCUUCCACAAUUUCUUUGCUCGUUCCCCCUUACUUCCAGAGCUUCCUGAGGACUUCCUUGCUUCUGAGAACCCAGAUAGGUGGGUCACCAGUCUCAGGUUACAGUACGGGGAGUACCACCCAUUAGAGAGUUCCGUGGCACAGGUUGGCUGUGGCACCUGCGACAUUUUAGUGCCAGCAGCAGAUACGCUUGAGCCGGUUGGGCAGUCGAGUUUGUUGAGCCACCGUCAGCUGCAGUCAUCACCCCCUCUAGAGUGGCCUAGGGACUCAGUAGUUGGACAGAUUCAGAGCCCGGUCAGCGGCUAUGUUUGUUGGGCUCGUUACGUACUUCAGGUGCACAUGGAGACUCUUCGAGCAGCGGGGAUCUACGAGGCAGUGUAUGCCUCACUUUUUGACUACGGGCGCCUUCCCACUUCUUGGGCUCGUGGUUUAGUUGAGUUUUGGGAUGCCAGUCGUAGCACCUGCUGGGUCGGAGCAGAGGAGAUCACAGUCACCCUUUCAGACUUGCAGGCAGUGUCUGGGUUGCCAGUCUUUGGGCACAAUUUUGAGGAGUGUGUUCCCCCUGAUGAACAGUUGUUCCACCGGAUUCCCUCGAUGGAUGGUGACAGGAGAGGCAGGCUGUUACUACCAGAUGUUUACCCCAGGCUUCUACAGCACUACCGUCAGACUUAUAGAUCAGCACGGGGUUUGCCGAUGCGUUCUCGAGUCACCAUGCCUGUAGGCGUCUGGGUUCGUAGUUUUCUACAAGAGGAGUACUUGUCUUCCGUUACUGUGUCAGUACAUGACCCGUUUGGUUGCGGCCUGCAACGCGGGACUCCACUGUCUGAGGAGACCGCCGAGCCUUCUUCUUCAGCCGGUUACACUUCUCUUGGACUAGCAGAUGUUGACGAGCAGCUUCUACUAGCAGGAUUUUUGGCACUUUGGCUUAGCACUUUUGUACUUCAACUCAGGACGGGGUCUCUGAGGUGCAGUGUUCUCUUAGCAGCCAGUCAGCUAUCGGUGGGACAGAGACUUGCUUUAGCUCCUGCUGUCCUUGCCAGAGUAUACAGGGUCUUACGGACCAUUUCUGAGUCAGACUCCUUGACUGUACGAGAUUCGAUUUUACCAUGGCAGUACCUGUACGCGUGGGUCCACUUACAUGUUCGAGGUGCUUUUUCCUGUUUAGAGACUCCUGACUAUUUUUUUCAGAGGGGAUACCCUACAGUUCUUCAGUUGUCUCAGGCAUCCUCUACCUUUGAGUCAGAGAGGAUUCGUCUAUUCUUCUUUGCCCCACAGUUGGUUACAGACAGAUUUGCUUUAGUUCACCAGCCAGAUUCUAUUAGUUUACCACCACACCAGAGGGGUACAGUUGUGGUGGAUGGGGUUGACCAUAGAGGCAGACGUACUUUACUACAGAGGAGAUAUGGUUUUUUAGUUGCUGAGUACUUUAUCAGCAUGCGUCCAGGCUGGUUGUGCUACAGGGCAGGCACUUUAGUGACUUUGGAGGGCUACCAACCCAACAGGGUCGCUAGGCAGUUUGGACUCUCCCAGGCCACAGCUUACAAUGGACGACCACUCAUCCCUGGGGUUUCAGAUACACAGCGCAUGGAUACAGUCCCACUAGAGACCCGCCUCUACGCAGCAGCUGUCACUUGGUUACACUUACUAAGGCUGGGUACGGGCUCCAGCUUUCUUUUGGCUCAGCUGUCUGCUCCUACAGGCAUGAGCUACACACGACUGUGCUGGGUACGACAGUCUUUUGGGCCUGCUUUGGAGCAUGGCGCGAGGAGGUACGAGCGCCGAGUACGAGAGCUUGGGUCGUCGAGGGGACGUAGGUCCGGUCGUGGUUUUUCAGAUGUUACUUUUGAGAGAGGGACAGAUACUGAGGUCCAUACUACUGCUAGGGUCGUAGUCCCUUCUCCGGCGAGAGCUCCAGAUGUGGCACCUGAGCCACCUCAUGUCGAGACUGUCAGGCCUUCGCACAGCCGUGCCGGCUCCCAGCGCACUUCCUCUUCUAGGAUGUCUGUGGAUGUUCACACUUUACUUGGGGACCUCGGCGAGAGCUCACAGAGACCGAGGAGAUCAGACUUUACCGGCUACAGUACGCUGGACCCUCCGGACGACUUCUCUUUUCCGGUGUACCCUUACGGGUCUUUUUGUCCUGGGGAGUCUUCAAGGACCGGUGCAGGCUUCUUUCCUGAGUUUUCUGAGGCACCGUCGUACACACCAGCGGCCUUAGACUUGGUACAUGCGGAGUUUUCUUUCUUUUCUGAGUGCCCCCAGACUGACACUGCGGGCCCCUCUUCUGUUCCUGCUGGCCACUCUGCUGACUCUGCGAGCCCCUCAACAGUGCCUGAGGGGACUGACUAUACCUCAGAGAUUCUUUGUUAUGCCCCUCUACCCCCGGAUUCAAGGAGUGUUGUUAGGUGUAACAACACCAUAGGGCUUUUGAGAGAUCUGAUUUACAGUAUUGAUCCAAAAUCUCCGGAGUCUUGGAUCGAGUUUGUUCCUUCUGCUGACCGACUUCUCGGGUUACUUGCCAGUUUUGGGGUGAGCGAUACCGAGUUACUUUUCUGGGAGUCGAUGUGCCGUGAGGCGGAGUCUUACAUCUGGAGAUUGAGAUCCCUUUCUGUCUUGCGGACCAGAGCUACACUUCCAGAGCUGGAGGGGAGAGUUGCUAUACGACGGAGGCUGGCUGAUGACAUACACGACAGGUUUGACAGUAGUGCUGUGGCCUUGAGGAGGCAUCGUCAAAGCUCUUUCAGCAUGACCCAGGAGUUUGACAGACUGACGACUCGCUUGCAAAACAUUUGGAGAGACGCUAAACAAGUGAUGUCACAGAGGCUUCACUUAAGGGAGGGGCGCAACCGGCGCGACCGCCUCACUAGGAGGGAGGAGCAGCGCCACCAGGCUUUGCACCAGGAGAUGGUGGCAGCUGACUCUUCACUGACACGGGCUGUGGAGGAGCUUCAGACUGCUCAGUUAGAGUUCCAGAUUUUGGCUGAGGUUACUGAAAAGAUAGAGAGUUUACAGGCUCGCAUCUCCUGACUUGUGCUUGUCUUUUGUUUUUUCCUGAGAAUUGUACCUUGUGGUGUCUGUACUCCUUUAGUGUUUCGAGUCUCAGUGUACUUGUACUUCAUGAUGAUUAUAAUAUAUAUGGAGGACUUUUCCUUUUCAAUUUUUUUUUGUA
Dendrobium catenatum is the source of this 3343-nucleotide messenger RNA. RefSeq lists its product as uncharacterized. The record is from RefSeq and is a predicted model, not a curated record. Gene Ontology annotation, biological process: meristem maintenance; meristem development. Bases 1 to 3201 code for a protein of 1066 amino acids. Lineage: Eukaryota; Viridiplantae; Streptophyta; Magnoliopsida; Asparagales; Orchidaceae. The transcript has 4 exons.